GGUAUUCUAGCGAUUGUCGUUUGCUUGGUGGUGGCUGUAAGUGCAGCUCCUUCACCCAAGCGUGAGAAACGUGCAAUCAUAACCGGGGCUAUGGUAGCAAGUGCCAUUGGAGACGUCGUUAUGGGCUUAUUGGUGGUGGUAGCACUUGCGGUGGCGGUACAGGGUGCCCCCAAGAGAGAGAAGCGGUUCGCUAUAAUUGGUGGACUUACCGGCAAAGCACUUCUUGGCGCUAUCAAAUCUGGAGCUGCUAAGAUUAAAGGCAGCGAUGUGAUGAAAAAUAUCGGAAAUGGCCUGCUUGGAGUCAUUGGAGAUCUUACUGAUGCUAUAUUUGAAAGGCAUUUCGAAAGCUCUGAAGAGGUCAUCGAAGAACGAUUGAUCCGUUUCACUCCAAAGGGCGAGACAACUGUGAUAGUAACGGACAUGGAUACUGGCAUCAGAGUCACAGCAAGAGGAGCAGAUAUGACGGAAGCCACAUCUACAGGUAUCGCCCGCCUCUGGACAGAGCUGAUCAGACGUAACAAAAUACACGUUGCCCCAACCGCACCUCCACCCACAAAAGGACCUUGCCAUGACAAACACGGACGCUAUUGCCUCAACUACGCCAGAUACGGAUAUUGCGAAAAGGGAUCCUCCUUCCACAAAUUCAUGAGUGAGAAUUGCCGUGCCACAUGCAGCGGAUGUACAAAGGAACACUUCUAAUCCAGCCAUAUAUCACGUCGGAUCGGUCUCUGUUAUCUGUAUAUGUUUUUACAAAGUUGAGUAAAAGUAAGAAAUGUAGUUUGUUUUUGUCUGAUAGUGUAAA
This is a messenger RNA of Owenia fusiformis, 802 nucleotides long. Lineage: Eukaryota; Metazoa; Annelida; Polychaeta; Sabellida; Oweniidae. The record is from the annotation of a GenBank genome assembly.